Messenger RNA from Aureobasidium vineae, 615 nucleotides. The record is from the annotation of a GenBank genome assembly. NCBI's taxonomy places the organism in Eukaryota, Fungi, Ascomycota, Dothideomycetes, Dothideales, Saccotheciaceae.
AUGUUCAGAAGAGUCGCAUCCACCGUUCCCGCUCAGGCCAGCAGAGCCAUGGCUGCCGCCGUCAGACCUUCGAUUGCUCCCUCAUUCCGCGCUGCCGCUCCCGCCAUCAACACCGCAAGAAGAAGCUACCACGAGAAAGAUAUGNUCCAUCCAUCAUCCAUCGCUCUCCCUACGCCGAUGCUAACAUGCGCAGCACUGCUCGACCACUACAGCAAGCCCAGAAAUGUUGGUAGCAUGCAGAAGAACGACACCGACGUCGGUACCGGUCUCGUCGGUGCCCCCGCUUGCGGCGAUGUCAUGAAGCUUCAGAUCCGUGUCGACCCCAAUGACAACACCAUCAGCGAGGUCAAGUUCAAGACUUUCGGCUGUGGUUCCGCCAUCGCCAGCAGCAGUUAUUUGACCGAGCUCGUCAAGGGCAUGACCCUCGAGCAGGCCGGUCGUAUUAAGAACACUGAGAUUGCAAAGGAGCUCUGCCUGCCCCCUGUCAAGCACGCCAUCAAGUCUGCCAUCUCAAACUACUACACCAAGAACCCCAACGCAAGAAAGACCGACCUCGGCGGCACCUCCGCACCUCUCCCCAAGGUCGAGGUUGAGACCGUUUCGGCCACCGCCUAA